This is a messenger RNA of Melanotaenia boesemani (Boeseman's rainbowfish), 8423 nucleotides long. It is a transcript of the gene kcnma1a, whose product is annotated as potassium large conductance calcium-activated channel, subfamily M, alpha member 1a. Gene Ontology annotation, cellular component: postsynaptic membrane. The transcript has 35 exons. The coding region runs from base 75 to 4082 and encodes 1335 amino acids. The record is from RefSeq and is a predicted model, not a curated record. Gene Ontology annotation, biological process: transmembrane transport; potassium ion transport. Gene Ontology annotation, molecular function: large conductance calcium-activated potassium channel activity. NCBI's taxonomy places the organism in Eukaryota, Metazoa, Chordata, Actinopteri, Atheriniformes, Melanotaeniidae.
UUGUUUUGUUUUUUAAGCAAUAUGGCUGGUGAGUGGGGCUGGGGACGCUGGCAGAGGCUCUCCAAGGCUCCUAAAUGCUAGCUGAGGCAGAUGGCACGGUUCCCCAUGGAAGCGACAGCUCUAUGAGGACAAGCAAUAUAAAUAAUAAUAUAAAUCCGGACUCUUCAAUCUUAAUAUCCAAGAUGGAAGACGUUGUCAUCCCGUUCUCGUCUGAGGUGCCAUGCGACAGUAAUGGACAGCGCAUGUGGUGGGCAUUCCUCGCCUCCUCCAUGGUGACGUUUUUUGGGGGUCUCUUCAUCAUCCUGUUAUGGAGGACCCUCAAGUAUCUGUGGACUGUUUGCUGCCACUGCAACAUUAAAAACAAGGAGGCUCAGAAGGUAAACAACCCCGCCAAUAAUCAGGCAGCAGACAAGGCACCAAAGAAUCCUGAUGAGAAGGAGGAGGCACCAGCCAGCGAGGUGGGAUGGAUGACUUCAGUCAAAGAUUGGGCUGGUGUCAUGAUCUCCGCUCAGACACUCACUGGCAGAGUUCUGGUGGUGUUAGUGUUUGCACUCAGCAUCGGGGCCCUAGGAAUAUACUUCAUAGACUCCUCAGAUCCUAUAGAAUCCUGCCAGAACUUCUACAAAGAUUUCACGUUACAGAUCGAUAUGGCUUUCAACGUCUUCUUUCUUCUUUACUUUGGCCUACGGUUUAUAGCAGCCAAUGACAAGCUGUGGUUCUGGCUGGAGGUCAACUCAGUGGUCGACUUCUUCACUGUUCCUCCAGUUUUUGUCUCUGUCUACUUAAACAGAAGCUGGCUCGGUUUAAGAUUCCUGAGAGCACUAAGAUUGAUUCAGUUCUCAGAAAUUUUACAGUUCCUAAAUAUUUUAAAAACAAGCAAUUCCAUCAAGCUGGUGAACUUGUGCUCCAUCUUCAUAAGCACAUGGCUCACAGCUGCUGGAUUCAUACAUCUGGUGGAAAACUCAGGGGAUCCUUGGGAAAACUUCCAAAAUUCCCAGUCGCUAUCCUAUUGGGAAUGUGUCUACUUGCUGAUGGUGACUAUGUCUACAGUGGGCUAUGGGGAUGUCUAUGCAAAAACCACCUUAGGACGCCUGUUUAUGGUCUUCUUCAUCCUCGGUGGUUUGGCCAUGUUUGCCAGCUACGUCCCUGAAAUCAUAGAGUUAAUAGGAAACCGCAAGAAAUAUGGUGGUUCCUAUAGUGCGGUUAAUGGGAGAAAGCACAUUGUGGUCUGUGGUCAUAUUACCCUCGAAAGUGUCUCCAACUUCCUCAAAGACUUCCUACACAAGGACAGGGAUGAUGUCAAUGUAGAAAUUGUUUUUCUCCAUAAUAUUUCCCCUAAUCUUGAGCUGGAAGCCUUGUUCAAACGCCACUUUACCCAAGUAGAGUUCUACCAGGGAUCUGUUCUCAAUCCUCAUGAUCUGGCCCGAGUGAAGAUCGAGUCGGCUGAUGCCUGCUUAAUUCUUGCCAACAAAUAUUGUGCAGAUCCUGAUGCUGAAGACGCCUCAAACAUCAUGAGGGUCAUUUCAAUCAAGAACUACCACCCCAAAAUCAGAAUAAUCACACAGAUGCUGCAAUAUCACAAUAAGGCCCAUCUGCUGAACAUUCCAAGCUGGAACUGGAAAGAAGGGGAUGAUGCCAUCUGCCUGGCGGAGCUGAAGGCAGGCUUCAUUGCCCAGAGUUGCCUGGCCCAGGGCCUGUCGACCAUGCUAGCCAACCUCUUCUCCAUGAGGUCCUUUAUUGAGAUUGAGGAGGACACAUGGCAGAAGUAUUACCUUGAAGGAGUGGCUAAUGAGAUGUACACCGAGUAUUUGUCCAGUGCCUUUGUAGGCCUCUCCUUUCCCACUGUCUGCGAACUGUGCUACGUGAAGCUGAAGCUCUUGCUUAUUGCCAUCGAGUACAAGUCAGAGCAGAGAGAGAGCAGAAGCAGAAAGCGCAUCCUCAUCAACCCGGGAAACCAUGUCAAGAUGCAGGAGGGAACACUGGGAUUCUUUAUCGCUAGUGAUGCCAAAGAAGUAAAGAGAGCAUUUUUCUACUGCAAAGCUUGUCAUGAUGACAUCACAGACCCCAAACGGAUUAAGAAGUGCGGCUGCAAACGAAUGAUUUAUUCCAAGAUGUCCGUCUACAAACGAAUGAAACUGGCAUGUUGUUUUGAUUGCGGCCGUUCAGAACAAGACUGCUCUUGCAUGUCAGGCAGUGUACAUAGUAACAUGGACACCCUUCAGAGGGCCUACCCACUUUCCUCUGUCUCUGUUCAUGAUUGCGCAACCACUUUACGUGCCUCCAAAUAUAAAUAUAAUGGAUAUGUCAGAUCACCAGCAGAUGGCGGUACAACACCAGGGAACAGUGGAAGCCAAAAAGAGGCUGGCGUUCGAUUCAAAGCUGAUUGCAAUAUAGUUGAAGACGAGCAUCCAUCAACUCUCUCGCCCAAAAAAAAGCAGCGCAAUGGAGGGAUGCGAAACUCACCAAACUGCUCACCCAAAAUGAUGAGUCGACACGAUCCCCUUCUUAUCCCUGGAAAUGAACAAAUUGAGAACAUGGACAUGAACGUGAAGAGGUAUGACUCGACAGGGAUGUUUCACUGGUGCCCCUCCAAAGACAUCGAAAAAGUCAUCCUGACUCGAAGUGAAGCCUCCAUGACAGUGCUGAGCGGCCAUGUAGUGGUCUGUAUAUUUGGGGAUGUCACGUCCGCUUUAGUGGGGCUGCGAAACUUGGUGAUGCCUUUAAGAGCCAGCAACUUCCAUUACCACGAGCUAAAGCCUAUAGUUUUCGUGGGCUCGCUGGAUUACCUUCGGCGAGAAUGGGAAACUUUACACAACUUCCCCAAGGUCUCCAUCUUACCUGGUACACCAUUAAGUCGGGCAGAUUUAAGGGCUGUCAACAUCAACCUCUGCGACAUGUGCGUAAUACUGUCAGCCAAUCAGAACAAUAUUGAAGAUGCCUCACUGCAGGAUAAGGAAUGCAUCUUGGCAUCACUCAACAUCAAAUCUAUGCAGUUUGAUGACAGCAUUGGGGUCUUACAGGCUAAUUCCCAAGGUUUCACGCCUCCUGGAAUGGACAGGUCAUCUCCAGACAGCAGUCCAGUGCAUGGCUUUGUUCGUCAGGCUUCUGUCACCACCGGAUCAAACAUCCCCAUCAUCACAGAACUAGCUAAACCUGGCAAACUACUGCCACUGGUUUCACUCAGUCAGGAAAAAAAAUGUGGAACCAACAUACAAAUGAUAACAGAGCUGGUGAACGACUCAAACGUUCAGUUCCUGGACCAAGAUGAUGAUGACGACCCAGACACAGAGCUGUACCUCACUCAGCCCUUUGCCUGCGGCACUGCCUUUGCUGUCAGUGUACUCGACUCCCUGAUGAGCGCGACAUACUUCAACGACAACAUCCUCACGCUAAUCCGAACACUAGUCACAGGUGGCGCCACCCCAGAGCUGGAAGCCCUGUUGGCUGAGGAGAAUGCUCUCAGAGGAGGCUACAGCACACCACAGACAUUGGCCAACAGAGACAGGUGUCGCGUUGCCCAGCUAGCGCUCUAUGAUGGGCCUUUUGCUGACUUGGGGGAUGGUGGCUGCUAUGGAGAUUUAUUCUGCAAAGCGUUGAAGACAUACAACAUGUUGUGUUUUGGAAUCUACAGAUUGAGAGAUGCUCAUCUCAGUGCACCAAGCCAGUGCACAAAACGAUAUGUGAUCACAAACCCCCCAUAUGAGUUUGAGCUGGUGCCCACCGACCUGAUAUUCUGCCUCAUGCAGUUCGACCACAACGCUGGUCAGUCGCGGACAAACUUAUCCCACUCCUCCCACUCUUCCCAUUCCUCCAGCAAAAAGAGCUCCUCCGUGCACUCCGUUCCCCCCUCCAACCGGCAAAACCGCAGCAGUAAGACGAGGGAGGCCCGCGACAAACAGAAUGCAACAAGGAUGAAUAGAAUGGGCCAAGAAAAGAAAUGGUUUACAGAUGAACCAGAAAAUGCCUACCCCAGGAACAUUCAGAUCAAGCCCAUGAGCACUCACAUGGCCAACCAAGUCAACCAAUACAAAUCCACUAGUAGCCUGAUUCCACCAAUCAGAGAAGUUGAAGAUGAAUGCUGAACACGGGGUUUCCUUGCUGACUCACCAGACAAAUGUACGCUCUUUCUAAAGAGAUGGGUAGAGUUCACCAGUGGAGGAGUGAUGAUGAUUAUAAAACGUUGGUGUUGAAGACACUCAUUUCUCUUCACUCAUUCUUCUAAUCGAGGAUUGGAUGGAAACCCAGACUGGAAGGGACCUCCUAUGUGUAUACCUUUAAUGUUACUUCCAUGCUUUGGACAUUGUUUAAUUUAUUAAUGUAUCCAUAGAGAUGUACAUAAUGACAAUCAAAUAAGGAUUGUACAGCCCCACCCCCCUAGCACUUUUUGGAAUUAUUUUAAGAGUUGACAAGAAAAAAAAAGAGUACUUCCUGUUAUUCUUUGCAAUAGUUCACCUCUUCAUGUGACCAGACUCCAUGGAUAAGGUGACUAGUUAUUGGAGGAAGAGGGUUAUGGUGAUAAACUGAUCAUAUCAUCUCCCAAAGAUUCACCCAGAUGUGACGCAUCAAACCAGCUGGGUUCAUCGCCAUCAUAUCUCCUGUCUGCUUCUGUUCUAUUUGCACUAAAACUGAAUAAGUUUCUUUUGACAGAACAACUGGAAACAUCAACCCCCAAUAAAAUGUCUCUGAUGAGGGGACAGAUGGCUGGAAGAAGAAGAGAAGGAAGGAAGGGCUGCUUGGCUUCGAAGGCAUACUAAUCUUGUUGCUUUGUUAUCCACCAUGUCAUUGCUAAAGGUUUGCUACUUCAUCUUGAUUUAUUAAGUUGAAUGAGAGCAUUCCAGGCCUGCAGAUUAAAACCACCUUGCAAGCUGUAAUCUAAAAACCCAGAGAAUGGUGCGAUGUGGGUGUGCGCUGGUUGGAAAAGACAUCUGUACCUACCUAUUUUCUGCAGAUACUAAGGCUAAAACUCUGUUUCAAGCUCACAUGAUAUGUGCCUGAGCUCCCUUUAAAACACAUAUGGUGUGGUUUAUUAGCCUGAAUGCAUGAGAAGGACGAAAAACAACCAGUCCAGGCCUUCUUGCAUUUAGGAGUGUUUCACUACACGCUCUGUGUUAAGUGUGUGCAUUGCAGCUACUUGUUCCUCUGGUGUUGCGCUUAUCACUGUCACCCACCCCACCUUCACUGGUUUGUAUGUGAUGAUGAAGCUUGGAGCGUGCAGCAUGUUGGAUCUUCGCUCUAGAAAAGAGUCAUGGUAGAAACAAUUAGUAGUAUAGUCUGAAUGAUUUGGAUCUACUAAUAAAUAAGUUGCAUUAAAAACCGAGACAAAAUCUCCAACUAUGACUGAGCAGAUCUAACACAAAGCAGCAGCUGUUUGCCCGCCCUGAAGGCAUUGCCGUGAAGUCUGCGGCAGAAUCAGAUCACAAAGAGUGCUAUAUUUUCUGAAUGUUUUGUGUUUAACAUUAAGUUAAUGUCUGAGGAAGAGAAUGCCACAUAUUGCGCAAAGUGGGCAUAAACGGGUCCUCCUUUGAUCAGAGCAACUGCCUGGCACAGGGUUGGCACAGAGGCAGUAAAGAGCUUGGAUGUUCUCUGUUGCCAACCCAGAUGUCACAUGCCUCAAAACUCUCAGGAGUUAAGCUGCUGUGUUUUAUCCUCUGACUCUGGGAAAUGCUCAAGCAUAGUUGGUGGUAUUGUAACAAUGCAACAGACUGCUAUUAAGGACACUAAAGAUGUAUUUGUGUUCUUUAUGCUAGUCUGUAUGCAACAUGAGAGUUUGCACAUGCACCUGUAGAUCCAAAUCUAGCUCUAAUGGGGGUUGUGUAAACUUCAUAUAAAUGUGUAAUUUGAUUUAUACAUGUAAACAUUAUUUUAUAACCAUAAACAUAAUCUAUUUGUACUUAUUUUUCUAGUCAAGAACCAAGUGGAACGAACAUUAGGAGAUAAAAGAGUCCAUUUUUAAAUGGUUUUUGUUUAAUAAACCACUAUUUAUUUCACAUUGUAUCAAAACAAAUAGUUAUUUUUCUAUCCCCUGGCCCCCUUAACAAACUACAUCACUCUGGAGUUAAUAAAGCUUAGCCUGCAUCGUGAAACCAUCAUCUUCAGCCUGGCAGCUUGGCUCUGAGUGCUUGUAGAAAUGAAUUUGGGCUCAUCUGAAGCCUCCUUUAGUUGCACAGAUAAAGUCUCUACUAAAUAAUGUGUAUGCUACUAAGUGUCUCUAGUUGAGAACAUCCAUAUGGAAGGGUAGUUGUAGAGGAAUUACGUGUUGGGGGGUAAAUGUUAUAUUUAACUGGAGAGCAGAUCAGAGUGCUAAUAAUGACUUGAAUAAUAUGAAGUUGCUCCCACUGUGUGUAGGCCAGAACUGAAUGACCUUCAUUAGACAUGUUUGACCUAAAUUAGGUCCCUAGAGUGAAGGAAGAGUGAGUAUGCACCACAUUGCAGUGUGUUGGCAUUUUCCACUAAAAAAAAGAGAGAAAAAAAAAUUUAAAUGACAGGGAGACACUAGCCGUUUAUAGCAGUGAUCUUCUUUUAAAGACUGUAAAGGUAAGGUCACUCCAAAAAAAAAAUAAAAAUAAAAAAUAAAAACAUUUUGGAAUAUGAAAAAAUAAAAAUGGUAUUGUGCUAAAUAUGUUGGUGUAAAUUCAAACCCAUUAUACUGACCACAUUUCUUUCUCAAACAAAAUGAUCUGAGCUUCAAUGUCCGUCUAUUGGGUGUGGUGCAAAUAUACUGAAGCUUCAUACACAUUGUCCUGAAGUGAAUUUUUUGAACUGUGAUUACAUCUCUGUCACACAUUGUAGCAAAAUAGAUUUCUUUUCAGAAAAUAUGUGAGUAAAAUGUUUGUAUAAUUGGGUUGUCAAUGGCAUACUUGCUAGCCUGAACGAUAAGGAAUUAUUAAUAUUUCAAAAUGAUGCUGACUCAAUAUACACAGAAUCGACAAACUGAUUGUUAUGUUGAAAAAAAAAUAUAUAGAAGAAAAACUUGUAUCUCAAAAAUGAAAGAUCUUGGAUUCUUGUAGGAAUGCGGACACGAUUCAAGUACUGUAUGUGACACAAAGAAAAGUCAGAUCUGGUUUUGCAGCCAUUGCUAAGAUGGAAGGUAGCACCAAUUCAGCAAUCGUUAUCAAAAGAGAGAACAUCCUUGGUUUUCUUGUGUUGAUAACUUUGUGUUAUUACAGGGUUUACAUUCCAUUUUGUCAGCUUGUCAUCAUCCACCACAAACUGUCACAAAUGCUUCUUAUUUGUUUACAGAGUAUUUAUAAGGCACUUAAACAUAGCAUUGCUGAGAAAUAGAAAAGUACAUGCUGCAAACUGGCAACACUCAAAGUAAUACACCAUUUUCUUUCAUUAUACUUGAUACCUGUGCUUUUUUUUUUUUUUUUUUUUUUGUGAACCCUCGUUGUCCACCUCAUUCAGGCUGGCAAUAUUCACAACACUGGACUGAGAUGUCCCUCCUUCCUACACCUUUUUCAAAUGUCUGUUUUAGGUCUUUGCAUUGUACACCGCUAAAGUUUUUGAAGUGCCAUGAAGCGUUUAGUUGAGCAAGCAUCCUUCAGUCAUUCAGGGACACGGACUCGCUUCAGGGGAGCCAAGUCCAAGUGUUUUCCACUGUGAGAACAGUGUCUUGUACUGGCAUGGAGAACAUCCAAGCCAUCAAUGCCUCCAUGCCAGUAUAGUGCCAGGCAGUGCAAGAGGUCAAGAGGAGGGCCCAUACUAAGUCCCACUAAAGCGACAAGUGGUAUUCAGGAGGUCGGAAGAACUGCUGGGAAGGAUAAUUACGAGCAACAGUCAUCAACCACACUUACUGUCUCUGCUGUUUGCUCGGUUACAGGUUAUCUGCCUGUGUCAUGUAGUGUAGUGAGAUAUGGAUGACUGAAAGAUGCACAUAGAGGCUCACGCCUGUAACAUCAUGUGUUGUUUUCCACCAAACAAAUCAAAUAUGACGCAUCAUAUGUCACUGUUGCAUUAUGUUUGUUAAUCUAAUUUUGCUGUAAAUGAUGGAUUUAAUGAAUUAUUUGCUGGGAAUUGUACUAGAUAUAAUAUUUAACACUUACAGGGAUUGGAGGUGGGUCUUAAGUCUUAAAAAUACAUUAAAAUUGCAUUCAGCAAUUUUGUCUAAGAAAAGUUGCUUUUUUUUGGUUGCCUAUCAGUUCAGGAAGAUUUCAGGAUAUUGCUCUUGCGCAUCACAGAUAAGAUUAGUUGGCAUAUCGUCAUUGCAGCAUACAGGAGUUUGACAUAGCAUUCUAAUUAGUUUGGAUGUGUUCUGGAUAUGAUGGGAAACUGGAUUAUUUGAUGGUGCUGAGUUGAUCUACCUGACUCUGUCAAAUAUAAUCUGCUGAUAAAUAUACUGUCUUGUACAAAAAGUUUGUACAUAGAUUGUACAUGGUUUCUUUUUGUAUUUUCUCAAAUUAAAAUGGAUGUAUUUGUGUUCUAAA